Miscanthus lutarioriparius is the source of this 522-nucleotide messenger RNA. The record is from the annotation of a GenBank genome assembly. Lineage: Eukaryota; Viridiplantae; Streptophyta; Magnoliopsida; Poales; Poaceae.
AUGAGCAGCGGCAGUGCCAGCGGCAGGAGGACGAGAAAGCCGGCCUGGGCUUCCACUGGCUGGAGCGCUGGAUGGCCGCGACGCAGCGCGCAGCAGCAGGAGCACGCGCCCGACCACGCCAAGGCGAACCAGAGCACCACCACCAGGACGACGUCCUACGUCACAGCGGCCGCUGCUUUCCCGAACGGCAUGUCGGAGAAGACGGUGGAGAUGGAGACGACGUCCCGGAGCCCACUGACCCAGGCCGCCACGGUUGCGCACGGGCGGCCACCCGCGAUCCCACGUUACAUGGCCGCGACAAGGUCCGCUCGAGCCAAGGCGCGUCCCGUGCCGCCGUCGGCUACACCGACGCACGCCAGGAGCCGGUCCGGCGGCGGGCUAGCCGGAGACACGUCGAGCUCAGGCCAGAACGGCAGUGCAAUCGCCGGGUACAGCCCGGACUCGAGCGGCACAGGGGACUGGACCCCGCCGCGGUUCGGUGUCAGCACGCGCACCAGCAGCAGCAGGGUGGCCUAUACAUGA